AUGGCUGAAAGCAGCAGUACCGAUGCUGGCGCUCCGAACCUGAAUCUCGGCCCCGACGAGAAACGAGUCUACGGCCAGCUGUUCCGACAAGCAGACACCGAGAGCGUCGGGGUGGUCACCGGAGAGAUCGCCGUCAAGUUCUUCGAGAAGACCAGACUGGACUCGAGGAUACUCGGGGAAAUCUGGCAGCUCGCCGACCAAGAGAACCGAGGCUUUCUCACCCCAGCCGGCUUCGGUAUCGCACUGCGCCUGAUCGGCCAUGCUCAGGCCGGUCGCGAACCCACACUACAAGUUGCUCUACAGCCAGGCCCCAUCCCACGAUUCGAUGGCUUUACGCCCGCCCCUCCUCCGCUCGCUCCCGCGCCCACUGGCUCCCCUCAGCCCAUCUCAGCCCAGGGCACCGGGAACGCCCCGAUUCGAAUCCCUCCCCUGACCCCAGACAAGGUCGCGCAGUAUGCUGGCCUCUUCGAGCGCCAACAAUUACAACCUGGCAACCUCCUCGGUGGCGAGCAGGCGAGACAGAUCUUCGAGAGGUCGAAUCUUCCCAACGAGACACUGGGCCGCAUCUGGCAGCUCGCCGAUACGGAGCAGAGGGGCGCGCUCGUGCAGACCGAGUUCGUCAUCGCCAUGCACCUGCUGACCAGCAUGAAGUCUGGUGCGCUGAGAGCUCUUCCCAACAUCCUCCCGGCGCCUCUGUACGAAGCUGCCACGCGGCGUGGCUCUACGGCCGGACGGCCGCAGAGCCCAAGUGGCCCAACAGCGCCAAUCUCGGCGAUUCCCCGCCAGCUUAGUGGGCAGGCCGGGCACCAAAUCCCCAUGCGAACAGCCUCUCCGUUGGCAGGUGGCCAUGGAAGGUCUCCUCUGGCGCCCCAAUCCACCGGCGAUGCGUGGUUGAUCACGCCAGGCGACAAGCAGCGAUUCGACGUUAUCUACGACAGCCUAGACAAGACCAAGAAAGGUUUCAUUACAGGUGAAGAGGCGGUUCCGUUCCUGAGCCAGUCCAAUCUCCCAGAAGCUGCCCUUGCGAAUAUCUGGGAUCUCGCCGAUAUCAGGUCAGAGGGCCGUCUCAACCGGGAUGAGUUCGCCGUGGCCAUGUAUCUGAUCCGGCAGCAACGUAUGAAACAAGGAGAAUUGCCGCAAGUGCUCCCAGCAAACCUCAUACCGCCUAGUAUGCGCGCUCAAGCACGCCCAUCUACAGCUACCAAUGCUUUCGAUGCGCCACCCCAACAACAAACCCCAGUCCAACAACCACCACCACCGAAGCCAGUAUCCGCUCUUGAUGACCUGUUUGGACUCGAAUCUGCGCCUAGUUCUGCCACAGCAUCUCAGGGCCCUGCACCCACAUUAAAUGACCCAUUUGCAGGUAGCGCGAGUCCUCUCGCACCUUCAUCGCCAGCCCGGGCUUCACCGACAGCGACAUCUGGCUUCAAGCCUUUUGUUCCUUCUUCGUCGUUUGGCCGGUCGUUGAACCCUCAAGCCACGGGCGGGUCGGCAUCCGGCUCUUUCCCGCAACCCGCUCCGCCUCAGCCUUCAGUGGCAGAAGAUCUGUUGGGUGAUUCGGAGCCUCAAACUCAGGCCAAAGGCAAUGAUAUGAACGAGACGAUGGAGCUUGCGAACCUGUCGAAUCAGAUCGGAACUCUUUCGAAAUCCAUGCAGGAUGUGGCAGGGCAACGUAAUGCCACACAGAAUGAGCUCACUCAGACCUCCCAGCAGAAGAAGAACUUCGAGCAGCGCCUCGCUCAGCUUCGCACUCUCUAUGAGAACCAGGCGAAGGAGGUGCGGGAGUUACAAGACAAGCUCAAUGCCUCCCGCAAUGAGACGAAGAAGCUUCAGGCGGAGAGCCUUGCUCUCGAUGGCACCCUUCAUGAUCUGCAGACUCAAUAUCAAACAGUCGCGACAGCUUUGCAGGCUGAUCAGCAGGAGAACGCCAAUUUGAAAGAAAAGAUAAGGGCUGUCAACGCGGAGGUGGCUUCUCUCAAACCCCAGAUCGAGAAGCUCAAGUCCGAAGCCCGACAGCAAAAGGGGUUGGUCGCCAUCAACAGGAAGCAGCUGACGACUAACGAGGGUGAGCGCGACAAGCUCAAGACAGAGGCUGAAGACCUCACGAAGGAGAAUGCCGAGCUGGCAAGACAGCUCAGCCAAAGCCCGCCGCCGAAUCCUCCGCCGCAAGUUGCUAGUCCUGCCCUCAGUAAUGCCAGUGGUAGCAACCCUUUCUUCCGGAGGACUGGCAGCACAGACAUGAUGGGCGCUUUCGCCAGCCCCGGCGCGCCCAAGACAUACAACGACAAGUCCUUUGACGAUGUCUUUGGUCCUGCAAUCCCAGCUUUCAAGCCUCAGACCACAGGGGCCUCGGCCGCUAGCACCGGGUCGUUCGCCACGCCCACAUCAAAUAGCCCCAAUGUGAGCAGGAACCCGACCUUUGCGAGUGAAGCGUCCACAACAACCCCUGUCCCGCCUGAGCCGCGUCAAGUUUCAACUCCCGCUGGAGAAGUACCUCCCCCUGCCCCUCUUGAGGCCACCGCCACGGGAGGCUCGACUGCAGAGGCCAAGGCGCCGGAAGCGAAGGUCGCCGAUCCUGGCUCUUUCUUUGACGGUGCGAAGGCGGAUCCUCCCGCUGCGUCCGGUGGGGACCCCUUUUCGGCGAUGGAUGAAGCCAGGGCCAAGGAUGACUUCGAGAGCGCCUUCGCCAGUUUCAAGAACUCGAAAGCACCAAGCGCCGCACCAGAGGAUUCAUCGGCGCCGGAACAGCCCAAGGCUCGGUCGGCUUUCGACUCGGAGUUUCCACCCAUUUCCGAGCUCGAAAAAGACGACGAUUCCGAUUCUGAAGAUGACCAAGGUGGUUUUGAUGACGACUUCGCUCCAGCAAGCCCUCCUCCCAACCCGACGGCUAAGCCAGAGUCGCCGUCUCUGGCCAAGGCAGUCUCUCCAGAUGCACCAGCUGCCGGAUCCGAGGAAACAGCUAAGGAGACAGCGGAUGACAUGUUCGGUAGCGCCCCACCUCCUGGCAGCUUCCCCGAGCCCGAGCAGGCGCCAAGCACGGAAAACCCGGCUGCUGCCGGCAGUGACGCCACGACGGCAGGAAUGUCGAAGCAAAGCUCUACCUUCGAUGAUCUCGAUGAUGAUUUUGCCGAUCUCGAGGAUGCCAAGGAGGGUUCGGCCGACGACGACUUCCAAACCAUUAGUAGGUCGGGGCUUGACGACUUCAACGCCACUUUCGACAGUCCUCCACCAGCAGCCAGGAGUGACGCGACAGCAGCUCCCCCGGGCAGCAGCCACGGCCCUGCAGCCCCUUUCAGCAACGAGAGCACAUUCGACUUUGCCAGCAUCGACAACGCCGCCUCCCAGACAUCCGCCGCGGCUCCGACCGAGGGCGCCUCUAAGGGCCCUACACAGCCGGACAACCACGAUUGGGACGCCAUCUUCGCCUCGCUUGAUGACGCACCGCCGGCAAAGACGUCAGCAAGCCCACCGCCGCCAGGCAGUGCAGGCAGCGGAGCGGCCCCGCCUGCGGCAGCCGCAGCAACUGAGCCCGGCAAGGAGGCUGGGAACAAUGGACUUCUCACUGGGCCGAGGCCAAAUGCGCCGGGCAGGGCUCUCACGGAGGACGGCGAGCACGACGACCCGAUUCUGAAGAACCUGACCAGUAUGGGCUACAGUAGGGGAGACGCGCUUAAUGCGCUGGAGAAGUACGACUACAACCUGGAAAGGGCCGCUAACUACCUGGCCUCUCAGUCAUGA
This is a messenger RNA of Diaporthe amygdali, 3738 nucleotides long. Its product is annotated as UBA/TS-N domain-containing protein. Gene Ontology annotation, cellular component: cytoplasm; plasma membrane. NCBI's taxonomy places the organism in Eukaryota, Fungi, Ascomycota, Sordariomycetes, Diaporthales, Diaporthaceae. Bases 1 to 3738 code for a protein of 1245 amino acids. The transcript has 4 exons. The record is from RefSeq and is a predicted model, not a curated record. Gene Ontology annotation, molecular function: calcium ion binding; protein binding. Gene Ontology annotation, biological process: endosomal transport; endocytosis.